GACCCGCCAAACGCUACACAGACACACGCGCGCGCACGUAAACGUUGAGACACAUGACAGGCCUGCUAGGCAGCAAGCUACUUUGCUGCUAGCCAGUUUUAAUCAUGUUUGUAGCACGCAGUAUCGCAGCAGAUCAUAAAGAUCUAAUCCACGAUGUGUCGUAUGAUUUCCACGGCCGCAGAAUGGCAACCUGCUCCAGUGACCAAAGUGUCAAGGUUUGGGAUAAAAGCGAGAAUGGAGAGUGGCAUUGCACGGCCAGCUGGAAGACACACAGCGGAUCGGUGUGGAGAGUGACCUGGGCUCAUCCAGAAUUCGGGCAGGUUCUGGCCUCCUGCUCUUUCGACAGGACAGCCGCUGUGUGGGAAGAGAUUGUAGGGGAGUCCAACGACAAGCAGAGGGGACUAAGCCACUGGAUAAAGAGAACCACGCUAGUGGACAGCAGAACCUCAGUGACUGACGUGAAGUUCGCCCCUAAACACAUGGGCCUGAUGCUGACCACCUGCUCCGCGGACGGCGUGGUGAGGAUCUACGAGGCCCCUGAUGUGAUGAACCUGAGUCAGUGGUCCCUGCAGCACGAGAUUUCCUGCAAGCUCAGCUGCAGCUGCAUCUCUUGGAACCCCUCGAGCUCUCGAGCCCACCCGCCAAUGUUCGCUGUGGGGAGCGACGACAGCAACGUGACGUACGGGGGUAAAGUUCAGAUCUACGAGUAUAAUGAAAACACGAGGAAAUACUCUAAAGCCGAGACUCUGAUGACGGUCACCGACGCCGUCCACGACAUUGCAUUUGCCCCAAACCUGGGGAGAUCAUUCCACGUGCUCGCCAUCGCUACGAAAGACGUCCGAAUCUUUAAGCUUGUUCCUAUGAGGAAGGAGAGCACCUCCACGGGACCCACCAAGUUGGAGGUGCAGAUUGUGGCUCAGUUUGACAACCAUAACUCCCAGGUGUGGCGUGUGAGCUGGAACAUCACCAGCACCCUGCUAGCCUCCUCCGGCGAUGACGGCUGUGUGCGCCUCUGGAAAGCCAACUACAUGGACAACUGGAAGUGCACGGGCAUCCUGAAGGGAGACGGCAGCCCGCUCACCGGCUCCUCCGGUCAGCCCACCGCCAUGAGCACCGUUGUGGGCUCCUCGGUCCAGACGUCCCAGAGCACACUGAACGGGAUGUCUGCAGGAAGGUAUUUCUUUCCGCCUCUGGAUCCUCCCAGAGCGGGGACCAGGUACGGUCACCUGCUGCCCCCCUCCUCCCUCAUAGAGCAUUGUGAUGCUGAGCCCACUCAGCCUCUUCCUCACAGACUCUACUCCAGAGCACUGCUGCCUCUGCCAGAGGCCGAAGGGCUGUGAUGUAGCUCAAAUAACAAGGGAGUUUGCUUAAGGGAGGUGGGCGGGAACCCCACGAGUGCCAUUGAUUUUGAAUAAAGAUUCAUUUUUUCUAAGUGUUUAUUUUUUCCUUCAUGGUGUUUUUGUGAACUUUGCAAGAAGCGGCCAGUGAAGCCGUCUUGAUAAACGUUUCAAUGUUGAUAUGUGAACAAUCAACUAAAUAUUACCCAGAUCCACUUUUGUAUUCUGAUUUCUUUAAUUAUAUGGAAUCUGCAAUUAAAAGGUAAAUGACCUCUGACUUUCGGUGCCGGCAGAGGAAGUGUUACUGCUCGGCGGUCACACAAGUUGGUCUUCUGAGUCUGAAUAAACAUCACAAGAUAUGAAAAUA
This is a messenger RNA of Gasterosteus aculeatus aculeatus (three-spined stickleback), 1704 nucleotides long. It is a transcript of the gene seh1l, whose product is annotated as SEH1-like (S. cerevisiae). Gene Ontology annotation, biological process: cellular response to amino acid starvation; positive regulation of TORC1 signaling. The record is from RefSeq and is a predicted model, not a curated record. Gene Ontology annotation, molecular function: protein binding; structural molecule activity. Gene Ontology annotation, cellular component: nuclear pore outer ring; Seh1-associated complex. Lineage: Eukaryota; Metazoa; Chordata; Actinopteri; Perciformes; Gasterosteidae.